Messenger RNA from Electrophorus electricus (electric eel), 3950 nucleotides. It is a transcript of the gene secisbp2l, whose product is annotated as SECIS binding protein 2-like. Gene Ontology annotation, cellular component: mitochondrion; ribonucleoprotein complex. Lineage: Eukaryota; Metazoa; Chordata; Actinopteri; Gymnotiformes; Gymnotidae. The record is from RefSeq and is a predicted model, not a curated record. Gene Ontology annotation, molecular function: mRNA 3'-UTR binding; selenocysteine insertion sequence binding; ribonucleoprotein complex binding.
UGGAGAACGGCUGUGGAAUGUCCCACGUCGGCUUCCGUCCCAGAUGACUCCCACGCUGACGUGAUGGUGCGAUGCUUGGUUCAGUGAGGAGCUCAGUGUAGCAACAGCGUCGUUAAGGCUGCGCCGCUACCGACCUCAGCGGGGUGUGUUUAGUCCGAAUAGCUCGUGCCGUGCAAUGAAACAAACCUGUUUUAGGACACCCUGACACGUCCAGCGUGUUCAAUGCGGGUCAAGGAAGGUCUCGGUGGCCGCUAUGGACACUAAUGACAACAAGGAUGUGAAGUUGUCAGCUGAGGUAGAACCAUUUAUUCCCCAGAAAAAAGGUGUUGACUCUGCCCUGUUCAGCAUGAGUGUGUCUGGAGAGGGAGGAGGCGGAGCCACAGGGGCAGAGCCAGCCCCCAUCCCAUCUUAUCUCAUUACCUGCUACCCCUUUGUACAAGAGAACCAGCCUAGCAGCAGACAGUUGCCUGUGUAUAAUGGGGACCUGCGAUGGCAGCAGCCUACUGCAGGUGCAGGUGGGCCGUUCUUGGCCUACCCCAUCCUGUCCUCACCUCAGCCCCCCGUCUCCAACGAUUACACUUACUAUCAAAUCAUGCCCGCUCCCUGCCCGCCCAUGAUGGGCUUCUACCAGCACUUUCCUGGGCCAUACCCUGCGUCUCUGCAGACUGGCGUGGUGAACCCUGUAUCAGACUGCGACAGGCCCCCCCCACAGGGUCAGGCGUUCGGGAUAGCAGCCCAGAGGGGGCGGGGAAUGCCACGAGCUCCUGUCCUGCCCAAGCAGCAGCAGGUUGCACAGCCAAUGAGAGCCAGGCGGCCAGUGAUGCGUAGCGUGGCAGUGCAGAAGGAAGUGGGUGCCGCAGGGCCUGAUGGGAAAUCCCGCACGGUCCUGCUUGUGGAUGCCGCACAGCAGACUGAUUUCCCAGGUGAGGCGUGCGGUGCAGGUGGGGGCAGCAGGUGCGUGUCGGACAGGGUGAGCCCUCUCCAGUGCCGGGGGAAGGUUCGGCGCCGACGCCCAUCCCAGCCUACCGAGUCCUCCAGUGAGCACGGGGCUAGCGAAGCCGACAUCGACAGUGACAGUGGGUACUGCAGCCCGAAGCACAACCAGGGAGUGAACAACGCCCGCACCACCGACCACACCAACACACUGGGUGUGGAGGCUGGCGUAAUGACUGCAGUUAGCUGGGUGAAUGUAACAUCUCAGGCCACCCAGAAGCCCUGGGCAGACAGAACCUCCCCCUUCCACAGGAGCAAAAUGCCUGACCAGCGAAACUACUCACAGGAGUUCCAGAUGGGUUCUGGUGGCCAUGCAGGAGGAGCCCAGCGGGGGUGUGUGGGGAGCCAGAAAAGCCUCCAGCAGGGCAGCACUCAGACUGCCUCCCACCCUGCCAACCCCCACCACACCCCUGAGCCCCUCUUCUUCCAGGAUGAGGAGGAGUUUCCUGAUUUGACCACUGGGGGCACUGUGCAGCGGAACAAGCCAGACCAAGCCCAGCUCAAAAUGCCCAAACCGCUGCUGGAUAACCUUCCGGAGAAUUCUCCCAUCAACAUUGUGCAGACUCCGAUCCCCAUCACGACGUCAGUGCCCAAGCGAGCGAAGAGCCAGCGUAAGAAAGCCCUCGCAGCUGCCCUGGCCACAGCACAGGAGUACUCUGAGAUCAGUAUGGAGCAGAAGAAACUACAGGAGGCUCUGAUAAAGGCAGCGGGUAGGAAGAGCAGGACUCCGGUGCAGCUGGAUCUGGGGGACAUGCUGGCGGCUCUGGAAAAACAGCAGCAGGCCAUGAAGGCACGGCAGCUCAACAAUACCAAACCCCUCUCAUACACAGUGGGUACGACUGCAAUGUUCCACAGUAAGGAUGUCCUCAGUAAAGGUGUGAUGAAAGCUUCAUACACCCCCCCCCACAACAUGCUGGAUUCUACUGCCCCUCGCAUGAAGAGGGGCAAAGAGAGAGAGAUCCCCAAAGUGAAGAGACCCACUGCUCUCAAGAAGGUGAUCUUGAAAGAGCGUGAGGUGAAGAAGGCCAAGCUCUGUGUGGACCAGCCAUCAGGAGUGGAGGAGCAGCAAGAUGAUGAAUUAAACUUUACAGACACACUCACACAAGAAGGGGUCUCACAGGAGGACAACGGUCUGAGCAUGGCCAGUGAUGCGUCACUGUCUCCAGCCAGUCAGAACUCCCCAUAUAGCAUCACGCCCGUGUCACAGGGCUCACCUGCCAGUUCAGGCAUCGGCAGCCCCAUGGCCACCUCCGCCAUCACCAAGAUACACAGCAGGAGGUUCAGAGAGUACUGUAACCAGGUGCUGAAUAAGGAGAUAGAUGAGAGCGUGACCCUGCUCCUGCAGGAGCUGGUGAGGUUCCAGGAGCGCGUGUAUCAGAAGGAGCCCACCAAAGCCAAAGCCAAGCGCCGUCUGGUCAUGGGCCUGCGUGAGGUCACCAAGCACAUGAAGCUCAACAAGAUCAGAUGUGUGAUUAUCUCCCCCAACUGUGAGAAGAUACAGGCCAAGGGUGGUCUGGAUGAAGCUCUCUAUAAUGUCAUCGCCAUGGCGAGGGAGCAGGAGAUACCAUUUGUUUUUGCACUGGGCCGCAAAGCGCUCGGACGCUGUGUUAACAAACUCGUUCCAGUCAGUGUGGUCGGCAUCUUCAACUACUCAGGAGCAGAGAGCCUGUUUAACCGGCUGGUGUCUCUGACGGAGGAGGCACGGAGGGCCUAUAAGGACAUGGUUUCAGCUCUGGAACAGGAGCAGGCUGAGGAGGCUCUGAAGAACGUUAAGAAGGUUUCUCAUCACAUGGGCCACUCACGCAACCCCUCUGCUGCAUCCGCCAUCUCUUUCUGUAGCGUCAUCUCAGAACCUAUCUCAGAGGUCAACGAGAAGGAAUAUGAAACCAACUGGCGGACAAUGGUGGAGAGCUGUGAUGCUCCAGAGCCUCUGGAGAGUGAUUCCAGUAGUCGAACCCCCAGCGUUGCUAAAGACAGUGAGAGUAACCCACAAGCCCCACCCACAGACCCAACCCCGCCUCAGCCUGCAGCCACACCCACAAAUGGGGCAGGGCGCACAGGAGGUGCAGCCCCGAGCUUGGACCGGGAGGAGGGGCGCGUGGAGGACCGUCUGGAGUGGGCAUCACAGCAGAGCACAGAGACGGGGUCUCCCCACGGGAGUUGCAGGGACCUGCUAAAUUCCUCCAUCACCAGUACCAGCAGCACCCUGGUCCCUGGCAUGUUGGAGGAGGCUGAGGAGGAUGAGGAUGAUGAAGAUGACUACGCGCCCGAACCCAUCCUUGUGGAGGUGCCACCCCUUAGUAGUAUGGUGGAGACAUGGGUGAGCACCACCCUAGAGAACCUGCAGCUGUCCAACAAGAGCCACCACGGUUCUGACGACGAAGAGGAGGAGGAGGAAGAGGAGGAUGUGGGGGCAGUUAGUGAUGAGGAUGAGCUUGACUCAUCUCAUCUCACUGAGCCAUCUGUGGAGGAGAAGCAGAUUCCCGAGUCUCAAAGCAACACUGGCUAAUUGACCACCACACACAGACCACACACAGACCACACACUCCUUCUCCCUCACUUAGCUUGUCUCACACGUUCUUCAAAGCAACAAAAUCUCAGGAAACCGACAGACCAACCACACACACACUUUUUUCCUGUCGCCAUGCCAGCUAGUAUUGGCUACACAUAUACACACACAGCUCAGUUUGCCUCUCUCUUCAUACUUGAACAAAGCAGGUCUUAAACUAGGCCACGCGUGUGUGUUCGGGGCCAUGCUGCAAUAUCUUGGUCGUCUUCUGCUUCUGCAACAUCAGCAGGAUCCAUGAUUAGGCUGAGGCUCGUACUCUUGGACAUCAGUGGUAUCACAAGCAAACUCACUCUUAGACACACCCAUCCAGACACACCACCAUACAAACACGACUCUUCGUCCACCUUGGACGCUUAAAACAUCCUCAGUUUUUACUCUCUGUUGCGUA